AGGAUCUGAACUGGCGAAAACGUUGCUAAAGUGUCAUUAGCUUCUGCAGCUCCGUUUAAACGGAGUCUGUCUCGUUUCAGUUUUUUUCUACAUAAUAAACAUACGUAUAUAUGAACGUGGCAACGUUGUCAGAACAAUGCACUUGUCUUUAGUCGGCCUCACUAAGUCAUGGACCAAAGACUAAGUAGGAGGGAGUUUAGGAGCACGUCCUAUUGGCUGAUGUGGGAUAAGAGCGUGAUCAGCGUAGAGGAAGCGUGAUUCACACUGAGAUCAGGAGUGAUGGCAACCCACACUAAGCCCGUUCUUCAUGGAUACUUCAGAAGCUCCUGCUCCUGGAGGGUUCGCAUUGCUUUUGCUUUGAAGGGUAUUGAAUAUGACCAGGUCCCAGUCAAUCUGAUCAAAGACGGGGGUCAGCAGGUACAGUAUAGAGUCACUGGAUCCAUUUCAAUGCAUUGAAACAUGUAAUAAACUAUUAGAUCACGUUUAGAUAGUACCAAAGUGUGAACUGUGUUUGGGAUCAAGCUCACAGAGGAGUAUAAAAAGUUAAACCCCAUGCAACAAGUGCCUGCAGUGGAAGUCGAUGGCAUCCGCCUCUCUCAGUCGCUGGCAGUGAUCCAGUACAUCGAUGAGACCAGGCCCGGCCCGCGGCUCCUUCCCGCAGACCCAGUCAAGCGUGCGCAGGUCCGCAUGAUAAGCGAUCUGAUUGCCUCUGGGAUCCAGCCUCUACAGAAUUUAUACGUGCUGCAGAAAAUGGGAGCAGAGAAAGUGCAGUGGGCUCAGCACUUCAUCGUUCGUGGAUUUGAAGCUCUGGAGCCCAUGCUGAAGCAAACAGCUGGGAAAUACUGUGUAGGCGAUGAGAUUUCCAUGGCGGACGUCUGUCUGGUUCCACAAGUCUACAACGCAGAGAGGUUCAAGGUGGACGUUGACGCAUAUCCAACCAUCAAAAUGCUAAAUCAGACCCUAGUUGAGCUCGAGGCCUUUAAAGUGACCCACCCGUCUCGCCAACCAGACACACCCGUCGACCUGCGCGCAUGAAACAGGAGCUUCAGAUGCAGUCACUUUGUAUGUUUUUCAAUAAAAUUGCUUGAAAGGAA
Betta splendens (Siamese fighting fish) is the source of this 1094-nucleotide messenger RNA. It is a transcript of the gene gstz1, whose product is annotated as glutathione S-transferase zeta 1. The transcript has 9 exons. The record is from RefSeq and is a predicted model, not a curated record. The coding region runs from base 553 to 1035 and encodes 160 amino acids. Gene Ontology annotation, cellular component: mitochondrion; cytoplasm. NCBI's taxonomy places the organism in Eukaryota, Metazoa, Chordata, Actinopteri, Anabantiformes, Osphronemidae. Gene Ontology annotation, biological process: L-phenylalanine catabolic process; glutathione metabolic process. Gene Ontology annotation, molecular function: glutathione transferase activity; maleylacetoacetate isomerase activity.